CCCGCGAGAUGAGAUUUGUGACGUAUGAAUUAGCAGGUCUAGGAACUAGACGGUAACGACGCUACAAGGCUUUUAAGCAGCGAUCCGGGACUGCGGGUUGUGUUAAGUAAAGGCUGUUCCGGUUUCACAGGGAGUGUUGAGCGAUUGAUAGAACUCCAGUAAUCCGUACCACAGAAAACUGAGGUUGACACCCCACGUGUACGACACGUAAGUGAGUUUUGAAAUCAUGAAUCCUGUUUACAGCCCUGGUUCUUCUGGGGUUCCAUAUGCUAAUGCCAAAGGGAUUGGUUAUCCUGCAGGCUUCCCAAUGGGCUAUGCUGCAGCUGCUCCUGCAUAUUCUCCUAACAUGUAUGCUGGACCAAAUCCUGCUUUCCAACAAGAGCUAGAACAUCCGGCACAUGUGUCUUCAGGUGUGCAAAUGUUCAUGUUCGGGCACGCGUUCUCUGUUGCGAGAAACGGUGCAAUUCCUUCAGGGUACACACCAGGUACACCAUACAAAGUGUCAUGUUCACCCACUAGCGGGACGGUACCACCUUAUUCUUCUUCCCCAAAUCCUUACCAAACGGCAGUAUACCCAGUACGAAGUGCCUAUCCUCAGCAGAAUCCAUAUGCACAGCAAGGGGCAUACUACACACAGCCUUUUUAUGCAGCUCCCCCUCAUGUAAUUCACCACACUACUGUUGUGCAGCCCAAUGGAAUGCCUGCAACAAUGUAUCCUGCUCCAAUACAAUCACCCAGAGGCAAUGGAGUGGCUAUGGGGAUGGUGGCUGGAACAACCAUGGCAAUGUCAGCAGGUACUUUGUUGACCAGCCACUAUCCAACUCCUGUAGCUCCUCAAGUCACUAUGCCAACAUAUCGGCCUCCAGGGACUCCAACGUAUAGUUAUGUCCCACCACAGUGGUGAUAAGCCUAACAGUGUUUAAAGAUGGAAGAAAUGCAAGCAAGUUGAGGCUUAACAGAUGAUGCUGAUGCUUUUAAACCUCUAGUGAGAAGUUUCUUCCUUCUGAAUUCUCUCAACACUUUGCCUAACACUAAUUCAGGAUCUCUGAAGAUUUCCAUGACUGCUUAUCUUAACAUCUUGGAACUCUAGUGGUCGUCUUAAAACGAAAAUCCUGUUUUGUGGACAGUCUUGCAAUUUUUUUAGCUAAUUAUUAUGAUUAAAAAAAGGGAGUACAACGUUGUCUCAGUCCAUAUCUAGUUGAAUGCAUGUUAAGUACAGAAAUGACGCUUGCUCGGUUUAAAGCAGUGACAUAUGCAAAAACAAACAUCUUAUGCAAAAGGAACUGAGAGGAGCUCAGUAAGACCUUGUACUACAUAAGCAUUGAUUGUGCAUGCAAGGUCCUAUGAUCUAGAGGUAAGACUAACCAUUCCAGCAUGUUCAUUUUUAGUGUUGCUCACAUUGGAGAUUGUUGCUAGUUCAAUGGUGCCAUGUUUUAAUAACGUGAUUUCCAUCCUCAAACUAGUGUAACCUACGAAUUCAUUUAGUCUCUGGAAAUGUUGCGUUUUUUCUUUUUCGUUUGCUGGUUUUGUGUUACAGUAGGAAUAGUGUCAAGAAUUUGUUGCCCCCAUUUCUGGAGACAAAAGGUUGAUGUCACCAGUUCCGUUUCUGACUUUUUCCUCCACUACAAUCAUCAACCAGAUUAAUUGUACGGAUUAUAUAAGCAACAAUUUACAGUCCGUGUAAAAAAAAAAAAAUACAUUUAUUUAUAGGAUUAUUUUAUAAACCAGCGAACCUGCUUCUAUCAUUCCAUAGAAGAUUUUUGCUUUUGGAUUGGGAGAUGACACUAAACGUUUCUGUGAGUCGCACCAAUUUUGGAGAGAGAACGAUGUUCUUCUGUCAAUCUGAUACUGACCUCAACCUUUUUCUUGUUAAUGCAGCGCUUUUUUCUUCCUAUUUGUACAGAACCAUUUUUUUGUUUUUUAAACAAGGUUUUGGUGUGGCGCAGUUGACCCUUUUUUUUAUUUUUUUGUUUUUUUUGGUUCAGUUAUGUACUCAAGUAUAGCAAGUAAUAUUUCCUAAAUGUUAAUGUGUUGACAUUUGCAUCUCUUGUCAUUUUACACACAGCCUUUAAACCCACAGUUGGCCUGCUAGGUAGCCAGUGGCUAUAAGAAUAUUAGUCAUGUAACGAUGGCAUCUCUUAACAAGGUACCUUUUUUUUUUUUUUGCUAUUGCACAGUUGAUGGAUGGUCUGCCUUUUGUAUUAGUUUAAGUGCAGGUCACAUGACCAUUUUUCUCUUUACAUGCGCUGUUUUACCUACAUUUUUAAUUUUUUUUUGUACAUUUCUUAGUUUUAUGUUAUGAUCUGACUGCCAUUGCACUCAACCCUUACCUAUUGGAAAUAAUGGCACUGUACCUGAAAGCGAUUAGAGUAUUGUGUGGCAUAUGAAUAGGCAUGCACUUGUGUCUGUACAUAUGUUCAUGCUUUUUGUAGGCAGAUUAAUUUCUGUAUCACUCUUUAUUAAUUGCGUUCAAUACCUAUCCGACCUUGGUAAUUCAUGUGUGUAGAGGACUUUGUCAUUUUUCAUUUGUCAUCAUGGGGUAAAUUAGAGCAGCCAUGAUGUUGUUUUGUGGGUAUGAAUCUGCAAUCUUCAUGUAUGUUUGCAUGGCUCACCCUUUCUUCCUACUGGAAGUACUCACCGAUUCUUGUAUCAGUCCUGCCUAGUAAUUCCCUUUUCACAUUUUGCUUUUCAAAGACAUAGAACGUACCAAUCACACUAUCCUGGGGCAAAGCAACCACCUUUUCUUUUCCACUUAUUUACAUGAUUAAGAGCACUUCCACAAAGCAAAUGUCUGUCUAAAUAAAACGCAGAUAUGCAUUUAGGGUGAACAUUUAUCUGGCACAGGAGGGUUUUCUUUUAACAAAACACAAAGAAGUAAUGAAAGGUGUAGGUUUGGUUUUUACUUUAAGUAACAUUUCACAUUGUCUGAAUUCUUUAAAUAGGAUGUAGAAGAAGCUGCUGGCUACAUAAUAAAGGGAAAGGCCUUGCACUCCUGGGAUCCCUAUAAAACCUGCCCUUGUUCAGUAUAAAGUGAGCUGCGCUUGAUUGGUAACAAACAGGACACAUUGCAGAUGCUGGUUUGUUUUUUUAUUUGGUUGGAACGGUUACAAAUAUGCUCAAAAAGUUGGCCUGCUCAUUUUGGUCUCCUUUUACUUUUGUAGAUGCAAUAUAGCAAGGGCCAUAUGCCUGUCUCAGAUCACACAUUCAAAGGGAAACCAUUUACCUUUCUCUCCAUGGCAAAAAUAGCAAUGCUCCUCUAACUGUUUUUCUCUUUAAGAAGAGUUGAUUCCCAAAUGUACUAAAACUUUGUAAACAUUCCGUUCAUGGUAGAGAUGCCAUUUUCCUUAUCAUAACUUACACCAUUUACGUUUCUUUUUCUCUAUGACAGUCUAGUGAAUCUAUACUCAUUUUAAUCUGCCCAAGCAUUUACAAUAUGAAUAUAGUUUGCCAACUUCCAUUCCUGUUUUCCCUCCUCCUUUUUUACUCUACAGAUUCAACAUUUCCAUGGCAGCCAUUCGGAAUAAUGAUUCCUUUCCUUAACUCACAUAGGAAAUAAAUGGAUUUGCUAAUAAGCCAAUAUGUUUAUUAUUUAUUACCUGUUUAUUUACUGGUCAGGAUAAGUUCAUUAUAGGUAUAAAUAUCUAUAAUGUAGGAAAGCUGUUGGGUUAAAGCUGACCAUUUACCUGAUUUUCACAAAGCAGUGCUGAGCUCUGGUUUUUUUUUUUUUUUUCCUAUAACUGAAAUAAAUUUGGAGGGUUAGAUUAGGAGAACUAUUGAACUAUCUAAAACUAAAAUGUAGAAAUGAGCCUUGUCUCAAAAAAAAAAACAAGAACAUAAUUGGUAAAAAUUCUGCACUGCUUCUGAAAUGAUCUUCAGUUUUACCCUCUCAGCAGACCACACUCCAAUAUAUUUGAUCAGCCAAUCAAUAUCGGACUAUAUUUCUAUAAGCUUUGCAACAUAAUUUUUUUUUUCUUUUUGUAGAAUGUAAAAGUUUUUCUUUAAAGGCGGUUUUUAUAUGUAGGUUAAUGUUGUCUUCCAAAAAACAAAGCACCGUAUAGACAUGAGGCAGAUGCUCUGAAUGCCGUGGGUUGGAGAGAGAUAUUCUGAGCCAAUUCAAUUAUGGAAACGUUUUUGUAUAAUGUGAUUAGAUGAGCUCAGAUUCUGAAUUCUUUAAAAGCACGUUUAUUGUAACGAAGAAUUGUUCUGUAUUAAUACUGUUUUGAAUAAAGAUUGACUUGUGUUGCUUA
Xenopus laevis (African clawed frog) is the source of this 4247-nucleotide messenger RNA. RefSeq names its product family with sequence similarity 168 member B S homeolog (gene fam168b.S). Gene Ontology annotation, cellular component: perinuclear region of cytoplasm; axon; plasma membrane. The transcript has 9 exons. Bases 227 to 904 code for a protein of 225 amino acids. Lineage: Eukaryota; Metazoa; Chordata; Amphibia; Anura; Pipidae. The record is from RefSeq and is a predicted model, not a curated record.